UACUUUCAUGAGCUGAGGACACUCCAUAAAUUCACUAAUGUUGAAUAUUAAUCUUAUUAUCUACGGUGAAUAUUAAUUUUAUUAUUCAUUAUGUAAUCCAUUAUGGAGCCCAUUUUAAUUUUCAAUUCAUAGUUUCUUAAAAUAUUUAUUAUUUGUUUCCCUUCCUAUACUGUCUCUAAAUGGAAUAGGAGUCUAUGGUCUCCUUUUUUUAUGAUUUUGGCAAAUAUAUAUUGAAACGUACUGCUACGGAGAAAAAGCAAGGUUUGUCUAAACUAUGGUAACAUAAAGAGGAAAAGUGUGAAGAGUGGAGAAAUCAUGUAAGCAUGAGAAACUUUUCAUACUGACAAAGAGUAAGAUAUGGGUGUGCUUGUUUCAUGAAAAUGCAUGUUUUACAUGUAGAAAUGCAUGUCUUUGAAAACAGAUAAGAUACACAAAAACAGCUUGUUCGAAUAUUGAGUGUACCAGUGUGUUUUUGGCUGUCAUGGAAACCUGGAAAUUCAUUGAAUCACUGCCGAAUGAACAAUGGCGCCCUAUUUACGACUUGAGCAAUGAAAAUGAUGUGGCAUUGCAUGUUUUAAUACCUUUGAUCAUCAUGCUGAUUACUUACUGGUCAACAAGUUUAUUCUUCUCAUUUGUUGACAUGAAAGGAAAACCGAAUUUCAUUACAAAAUUCAAAAUACCUGAUAAAAAUGGAACAAACUACCCGAGGACGUCUCCGCAACGCUUACGGCACGUCGCGUUUCAAGUUUUAUUCAACCAAACAGUCAUUGCUGUUCCUGUAAUAUAUUUCUGUUAUAUGCUCAAAAGCAUCACUGGCUGCAACAAAGGAUAUGUUUUCCCUAAACUACAUCGUUUCGUUUUCGAUUUCAUCCUACAAAUAUUGACAGAAGAAGUCUUUUUCUAUUACUCACACAGAAUCUUGCACCACCCACUUUUAUACAAGCGUUUUCAUAAAAGGCAUCAUGAGUGGGUUUCCCCGAUAGGAGUAAGCGCCAUCUAUUGCACACCAGUGGAACAUGUUCUUUCCAAUCUUCUGCCAACUUUUUUGGGCUCUGUAAUUUUUAAAUUGCACGUGACUUCCAUGUGGUCUUGGUUAGUUUUUGCGACAUCAUAUGGAGUAAUAGUCCAUUCAGGAUAUCAUCUCCCUUUCACGCCGACUCCCGAAUUCCAUCACUAUCAUCAUCAUAAGUUUACCGAAAAUUUUGGAGUUGCUGGAAUGCUUGAUUGGCUGCAUGGAACAGAUAAAGAAUUUAGAAAAUCAAAAGCUUUUGAGAGAAACGUUGUUCUUUUAUCAUUAUCACCAAUCAGCUGAUCAAUAGACGAAAUUAGAGUGACUUAGGUUUUUCCGCGAAGAAAAAACUACAUUAAGAUUAUUCCUUGCGUCCAAGAGUGUUCCUUGUAUCAAAGAAUGCUGCUUCUGUCAAAGAAUAUUCCAAAUAUCAUAGAAUGACCUGAUUACCAAAAAAUGCUCCUUUGUAUUAAAGAUUGCCUCCUAUAAUCAAAGAAUUCUCUUUGUAUCAAAGAGUACUCUUUGUAACAAAGAGUGAUCCUUUUACAUUGUGGAUCGUACAUUUUUGUACGAUGGAAACUACCAGAAUAAGGUAAAAUUUACCGGUUCUAUGGAAACACCAAAAAGCUAGGUAAUUUUUACCGAAGCGCUUUGGAAACAAUUUUGGUAAAAUUAACAAUAAAAUAUGGUUUUAUAAUAUGUGUCAAAUUUGGUAAAUGUGGUAAAAUUUGAUAAUUUUAUCGUGAUAUCUUAAAACGAAGUAUAUACAUUAGGUGACCGACCCCCCCCCCCCAAAUAUGGGUAUGCGGGAAAAAUUUUCAUCUUGUCUCCGUGACAGUUUCCCGCACAGCCGGAGGUGGACAAAGAGUAUCUGCCACACGCACUGGCCGAGAGGCCCGGCGAAUCUCCUCCGUGGCAUUUAUUUAAAAACAGGAAAAAAACAUAGUACUAUUUUGGAGUACUAAUGCCCGGAGGUUAUCGGGCAAAAAUACAAAAGUAACAAUUUCCCCUCUAGAAUUAAACGUUUUAUAUGUAUAGUUGUGAUUAUUCCGACUAUUAACUAUGAGGUGAAAUUAAACAUCUAAAGAUUGAUGUUUAACAAUAAAAUAUAUGAAAAAAUCAAGAAAAAAAAAUUUUCUUUUUUAAGUUAAAGUUUAAAAUUUGUCCAACGGACCCUUAUAAAAAUUUGAAAUCCAAUAAAUUUAACGAUAUCAACCAAAACGAGGUAUAAAAACUAAUCAUUCGGUUAAAUUUAAUUUCUAGUUUUGUAUUUUUUACUUAAUGUGCUGUUACUGGAACUAUAACUUUGAUAGUCAGAAUUUCUGGUAAACCGUUACGAGAUAUGAAUCGAAAAAUUUUCAAAUAAAUGGCUUAAUACCGUA
Parasteatoda tepidariorum (common house spider) is the source of this 2391-nucleotide messenger RNA. Its product is annotated as fatty acid hydroxylase domain-containing protein 2. Gene Ontology annotation, biological process: lipid biosynthetic process. The record is from RefSeq and is a predicted model, not a curated record. NCBI's taxonomy places the organism in Eukaryota, Metazoa, Arthropoda, Arachnida, Araneae, Theridiidae. Gene Ontology annotation, molecular function: iron ion binding; oxidoreductase activity.